This is a messenger RNA of Triplophysa dalaica, 1903 nucleotides long. Its product is annotated as GTPase IMAP family member 9-like. The record is from RefSeq and is a predicted model, not a curated record. Lineage: Eukaryota; Metazoa; Chordata; Actinopteri; Cypriniformes; Nemacheilidae. The transcript is spliced from 2 exons. Gene Ontology annotation, molecular function: GTP binding. The coding region runs from base 277 to 1530 and encodes 417 amino acids.
UGUGACCGAUUCGAUUCUUAUUUUUAUUGUUUCGAUACGAUUUCGGUUCAGUCAUAAUUAUUUCAUUUAAAAUAUUAGUUUUGCAGAUAUUGAAUCCAACUUGAAACACGUUUAAGAAAUAAAACCGAUUUCAAAAUUCGACUUGAUUAGUGGCGCCAUCGUCCGGACGAGAGGCGAAAUACAGACAACGCGCAUCAACCCUCAUAUGGACCACCGAGACGGCGCCCCACUGCUCAACGUUACAGACAGUACAGAAACCCAGAAGAGCCGGUUAAGAUGGAGACACCUGUUGAAAGCCCCUCAACACAUGAAGUGCGUCUGGUCCUGCUGGGGAAAACAGGUGCAGGCAAAAGCGCGUCAGGAAACACAAUCUUGGGUGAGGAGCGUUUUGAAGCUGAAGUGAGCAUGGGAUCCGUCACCAGAGAAUGUAAGAGAGAGUCUGGAACAGUGGAGGGACGACGUCUUGUGCUGGUGGACACACCCGGUCUGUUUGACACAGAUCUCACAGACACAGAACUUCAGCGUGAACUCAUACACUGUCUCACUUUGUGUUCGCCCGGUCCUCACGUGUUUCUGCUCGUCAUACCGAUAGAGCGUUACACGUCAGAGCAACAGAGGACCGUGGAGAUGAUUCGAGAGAUGUUCCAGCAUGACAUCACCAAUCACACCAUCAUCGUCUUCUCACACGCAGAUGUUCUUCGGGGAAAAUCCAUCGAGGAGUUCAUUUCACGUCAAAAUCCAAAGAUUCAACAACUCGUGGAAAUGUUCGGAAAGCGUUACGUGGCUUUCGACAACAAAGAUCCAGAAAACCGAGAUCAGGUCUCAGGACUCCUGGAGAGAGUGGAUGAGCUGCUGCGUCAGAAUGACCACGAGCCCUUCAGUAAUCCUGUGACGCAGGUCGUGCUGAAGGCCCAGAGCAUCAUCAAUGACAGAAGAAUGAUGAAGAUUAAAGAAGAGGUGCAGAAAGAGGCCGAUGAUCUCUGGGCUGCGAUCACUGCAGACAUGAAAGAAGAAGCACAAGACUUGGAGAAGAUGAAGAAGUGUGUCGGAGGAAGGAUCGAACGCUUGGAGACUGAUAUAACAAGAGAAGAACAGAAUGUGAAACCCAUCCCAGAACGACUCAAGAGGAUGAGAGCAUCUCUGGAGACGGAGCAGAUGAACCUCAGAAGACUUAAGGAGGAAGAGAGAGAGAGAAAGAGUGAGAGAGAGAAGCGAGAGCAGAAUGAAAAGAAGAAUCUUGAUCUGUGGAUAACAGAAGAGAAGCAGAGGAGAGAGAGUCAAGAGGAGAAUAAUUCUGAUUAUUACACCAAAAUGAUUUAUUACCUCAGUCUCCUGAUGUUAGGAGUUGGGAUCAGUUCCUUUGCACCUCUGCUCCUGGCCUUCCUGUUCCCUGCUGCUCCAGCUGUGGUAGAAGUCGGGCUGGCAACAAAGAUUUUACUCCAAAUGCUCAGUUUAUUGGGAGAGGGUGGAGCUGUAAUUUUCCCGAUGGGUUUAAAGAUUGCAGCACUGACCCGGUGCACCAUUCAAUAAUAAUAAUAAUAAUAAUAAUACACAAUCCCUUUCUGCAUUAUCCUGUUCAUAUCUUUCCAACUAUAUGUUGGCACGUCAGAGCUGAUUGCGGAAAAAUGUUUGAGAAUUUUCAAUGUAUUCUUCUAUUGUCAUGCAUGGCCUAGAUAACAGCACUUAUACUGCAAAUAACAUAUGCAUUAUUCAUUGUUUACAAUACAUACACUAGAUUCAGAUGGUUAAAACUUUUAUUAGAUAAAUAUAUUCACAAACAUUCACACAAAUGUAGUUUUCUUAAUAAAGAGAGUCAUUCAAUCUCUGUGUGGGUUAAUGAAGUUAUUGUGUUUGUGUCGCAUGUGAAUGAAAAAUGUUUUUUUAUACGUGUUCAAAAUACUCA